AUGACGGCACCAUCACCAUGGGAACCAACCCAGCCAAUCAGAACCCUCCCUUUUCAAGGGGACCUCUAUAAAUUGAGCCUGCUCUGCCCAGACACACCACAUCCAACACCCAGAGGCCUCCAGGGCCCCCUCCUCCUGGAGAAACCAAGUCAGUUGCCCCCCACUUUCCUCCAGGGCAGGCAAGGGGAGCCUCCCAGCGGGGAGGCUCAGGAAGCGGGUGCAGGUCUACAGUCACCCAGCCUAGAGCCCCAGCCCCCCGCAUGGCCACGGCAUGAUGCAGAAGCCACGCAGGAGCCCCUGAGCGAUUCCAGCGGUCACCUGGGAAACACCGUGAGCCACGAGAGCAGCGUCCUGUCAAGCCUGCAACACUCCAGCCUAGUGCAAUGCAUUGACAUCAGCCGGCUGAGCAGCGGGUACGCAGGGGAUGAGGAGAACAGCGAAGUCAGCUUGCCGGGCAGCCAUCAAAUCGUGCGGUUGAGCAGAAGGCUCCACACCCAGGCAGGUGGUGCCCAGAACAGCCAGGUGUGCGCCAUCUACUCUCCCAAGCAGCUGAAGAGACGACUGGCCCGCCAAGCCAAAACCACCAAGCAGUCUGGAAGAGAAUAGUAAGACCCGCCUGCCCAGGGGCAGCGGGGAGAGCGCAGCCAGCAGCUUCAGUGACAUCAGCUUCAUCAGCCUGGGCAGCAGUGCCCUAAACUACCAGGUGAGUAGCGGGCUGGUCAGCUCCGUGGGCAGCCUUCCCUCCAGCCAGGCCAGCAACCACCAGAGCGUCAGGGUGGACAGCCACGUGCAAAGCGGGCUGCAGAGCAAAACCAGUCUUCCAGGGGACAAAGCUGGGGACAACGUGAAUGUCAGUGGCCAGGUCGCCAAGGAUGAGCAGCCUGCCCAGGUGCACAUGCCUUUAUGAGAAGACUCGCCAGCCACUGGGACCUUGAAAAACACAUCAUGUGAAGACCGAGCAAAGCCAGACUUCA
Messenger RNA from Capra hircus (goat), 974 nucleotides. RefSeq names its product chromosome 25 C16orf82 homolog (gene C25H16orf82). The transcript is spliced from 2 exons. The record is from RefSeq and is a predicted model, not a curated record. Lineage: Eukaryota; Metazoa; Chordata; Mammalia; Artiodactyla; Bovidae. The coding region runs from base 1 to 606 and encodes 201 amino acids.